This is a messenger RNA of Oppiella nova, 702 nucleotides long. Lineage: Eukaryota; Metazoa; Arthropoda; Arachnida; Sarcoptiformes; Oppiidae. The record is from the annotation of a GenBank genome assembly.
AUGUCUUCAGAUACCAAUCAAUCCAAUAGUGUUGUUGUCGUCAAUAGUGUCAACACUUCAGGGACUGGUAAUCAAGUCCUCAACGACGAUGUCUUAAUCCAUAUCUUUGGUAAUCUAUCCACCAAUGAGUUGUUACGGAUUAAGAAGGUUUGCCAUCAGUUCAGCGCUUGUGUUGGAAGUGCUCUGAAGAUGCGAAAGACGUUAUCCAUUGGUGGCAAUAGUGGUGAUGAUGUGGGCGAUUGGUUCCGUGUCGUGGAUUACAUUGACUACAAACACAACCGAUUGUCUGCCAUAAGUCGCCAGAAGUACUACGAUUUGGUGGCAAACUAUUGCACUCUGAAGUCGAUACUCAAGAUGUGUCCCAACAUUGAGUCCUUGUAUUUGGCGGACACUCGUAUGGAUUACCUCACACUGGAUCUGAUUAUCACUGGAUGUCCUCAGUUAAGACAUCUAGCACUCGAUGGUAUCGGAUAUCUGUUGAAUGAUAACUUCGUGUCCAAUAAGUUUGAGACAUACGGUGAUCAGGCGUUGGACACCAUCUGUCGCUUCUGUAUCGAAAAGAUGGUCAAGAAGAAUGAGUUCACGCUUUACAUGAGUCCAGAAGUAGUCAAAGGAGUUGUCGACCAAUCGGUGGCAAUGAAUGUCUGGAUUCCCGACAACUUCCACAUCAAACCCUUGCAAAUGAUGGCUCACUCGCAGUGA